Necator americanus (New World hookworm) is the source of this 2400-nucleotide messenger RNA. RefSeq lists its product as uncharacterized. The transcript has 19 exons. Bases 1 to 2400 code for a protein of 799 amino acids. Gene Ontology annotation, cellular component: GARP complex. Lineage: Eukaryota; Metazoa; Nematoda; Chromadorea; Rhabditida; Ancylostomatidae. The record is from RefSeq and is a predicted model, not a curated record. Gene Ontology annotation, biological process: retrograde transport, endosome to Golgi.
AUGACGGCGCCAUCAGUGAAAAGCAAUGCAGUGGAUCAGUUAGAGGAUGGGAAUCAUGACGAGGAAUUGAAACUCAGUGAAGCAACCGAAGCUGCAAUCAAAGAUAUGUGCUACACUGAAUUCUGCCGUCCUGAUCAAGAACUCACCGCUCAAAUCAAUGAACUUUUUCCUACGGAACAGUCAUUAGCUCAACUGGACACAGUUAUUGCUGCUGUGGAAGCGGAAAUUCAUGAUUUGGACGUGGAAUUGGCUUCACUGGUGGAAUCGCACGAAGAAGUUGGAGCACAAGGAGAAGCUGCUUUAGAAGAGGCUCAAAGAGCUAUGGUUGAGUUAGAACAACGCAUCGACAGUAUCCGCGGAAAGACAAGAUCAUCCGAUGAGAUUGUUCGAGAAAUGACCAGAGAUAUCAAGCAGCUCGACAUUGCUAAACGAAAUCUGACAUCAUCUAUUACGACACUUCAUCACUUGCAUAUCUUAUUGACGGGCGUCGACUCUUUGGCUGUAUGGGUAGAACAACGGGAUUACGCCUCCAUAGCUCGCCAGCUGCCAGCCAUUUUGAAUGUACUGCAAUUGUUCGACGACUUUCAAGAAGUUGAACAAAUGGCUAAGAUUACAAAUAGGCUGAAUAAGCUCAAGCAGUCUCUCACCAUACAACUAGCUGGUGACAUGAAAGCAGUUUUCCAGGCAGGCCAACUAAGCGAAAGGGUGACAGAUAUGUGUCGAGUUGCAGCUGCCCUUGAAGGCACUGUGAAAGCUAAUUUCUGUAAAUGGUUCAUAGACCAACAACUAGCCGAGUACACCGUUCUUUAUGCCGAAAAUGAGGAGGGCGCAUGGCUGGAUAAGAUCGAGGAAAGAUAUAAGUGGUACGUUCGCAAACUAACGGAUUUCGAGAGGACCGGCCUAGCAAAAGUGUUUCCUCCUGAUUGGGACAUGGGACGCUUGAUGACAAAGGAAUUCUGCAAUGUCACCAGGGAUGUACUUUACCGCAUGUUAACCAGACGUCGCCCUGAUCUAGAUUUUCGACUGCUGGGUCAUGCCAUCCAACACACGAGAAUGUUCGAGGCUCUUCUCACGAAGAGAUUUCCGCCUAAAGCUGAAUUCAAUUUUGAUAAGGCAAUUUGGAGCGUCUUCGACUCAUUCUUGGAUGUUUUUAUAAGUGCUCAGGAGAAAACACUUAAUGAGUUCUUAGAGAGUUGUGCGAUAAAGAUAAGGUCGGGAAAUACUACUGAGGUCCCAUCACGUGAAUGCUCCACUCAUGCAGUGCCUUUUUCCUCAUCAGCUGAUAUGUUCUUGCUGUUAAAAAAGGUGAUCACCGAGUGUAGUAAGCUCAGCAGUGAACCGGAUGCGUUGCUGAAUGAUGUGGUAGGAGUAGUACGAGUUUGCCUUCGUAACUACGCUCACGGUUGCUUGACAGCUUUCUUACCUACCGCUCAUGGACAACAAAGCAGCAGUAGUACAGCUAAUUUGUUCAAUCUCAUCAGGGAAGACACAACUGUGCUGAGGCUAACUCCUGAUCAACAAUUUCUAACAUGCUGCAUAUUGGCAACAGCAGACUGGUGCGCUGAAACGACGUUACAAUUGCAGGAGAAGCUUGCUCAACGACUACCCGGUGUAGAUCUCAGCCAAGAGAUGGAAACCUUUUACACCAUAACGAACCAAGCUUUGGCUGUAUUAGUGCAGGAUCUCGAGGGAGCAUGCGAUGCAGCUUUGCAAGCUAUCGCCAAAAUUACCUGGUCAGCUGUGGACGGCGUCGGUGACGAGUCGCCAUUUGUUGGUGCGAUCAGAUCGCAUCUUAGAGCAGCAGUACCACGACUACGCGAUCUACUAUCAGAUAGACGAAAGUAUUUUGCACACCUGUGCCUGAAGUUAGCCACUCAAUUAUCGCAUAAGUUUGUUGGAGCACUAUUCAGAUGCAAGCCGAUAAGCACGCACGGCGCUGAACAACUCCUUUUGGAUACUCACUCGUUGAAAUCGUUCCUGCUUCAAAUGCCAUCGAUAGAUAGUGCUAUCGCCGCAAAACCGCCUACUGCAUAUGUGAACGGUGUCAGCGCAGCGCUGAACAAAGCUGAGAUGAUCCUUAAGGUGGUUAUGUCGAACAUGGAAACUCCUGAAGAUUUCGUAGAACACUAUUCUACUCUGCUACCUGAGUCAAAUACGUCAGAGCUACAGAAGGUUUUGGACAUGCGCGGAGUCAAGAAAGUGGAGCAGACGGCUAUUCUUCAGGCAUAUAGGCUGAAGUUUGGAGCCGCGGCAGACGCAACGCCCACAGUCCCGGUAGGAGUGGGGAACUCAUUGUCAGCCACACAAGCACUGAAUGCUGUCGUAUCGAUGGCAGCGGACGGAUUGGCCGAAACAACCAGUAUGAAAAGGCUUGAAAAACUAGUGAAGAGAAAUUUCUAA